AUGCUUGUGUCGAGCGAGUCAACCGCCUCUACUGAUGGAUCAAAGGAGCUCUUCCGAGUUGUGUUACGCGAUCGUCGUCAUGAACGAGAGGAGCUACAACUGGUGUUCUACUUGAUAGCUGUGGCAACGGAACAAACAUCGCCGCUGGAGGAAGAACGCCAUCGCGAGGAUUCUCGGCAGAGUGAAGUAGGAGAAUUCAAGAACUUCGAGAAGAAAAAGGAAGUACCGCCAGUGGAGAGUGUGAAAGAUUUAGAGCAAAUACCUACUCGGAUCAAUGAUGACGAAUCCGAUGCAAAUUUGUCGUCUCGAAGACGCUUUUCCAGUGGCGGUCACCUGCAAAGCUCAGCAGCGGCUGCCUUGAUCAUCAACAAGCCGCCCACUUUGGUCUCGGAUGCAGAGUCCAUUCUAAACUCCCCUCGCUGCUCCGAAGGAUUCCUGAAAGGCGCCGAGUCGGAUGGAGACGUGCACCGUGUGACUGUACAGGGAAAUGCACCGCGUCGCCAUCGUAAACCAGCUUACAAUGAUGGUUGGUCACAAAUCGUAGAAAUUUUAAACUUCUUGGCUUCAUUUCUGAACUCGCAAUAUGGUACGAUUCCUGGUGAACAUGUGACGUACAUUCAUUUCCUCAGCGCUCGACAGAGAAUCUUACAAAAGGUUGCAUCGCCGCUGGAGGAAGAACGCCAUCGCGAGGAUUCUCGGCAGAGUGAAGUAGGAGAAUUCAAGAACUUCGAGAAGAAAAAGGAAGUACCGCCAGUGGAGAGUGUGAAAGAUUUAGAGCAAAUACCUACUCGGAUCAAUGAUGACGAAUCCGAUGCAAAUUUGUCGUCUCGAAGACGCUUUUCCAGUGGCGGUCACCUGCAAAGCUCAGCAGCGGCUGCCUUGAUCAUCAACAAGCCGCCCACUUUGGUCUCGGAUGCAGAGUCCAUUCUAAACUCCCCUCGCUGCUCCGAAGGAUUCCUGAAAGGCGCCGAGUCGGAUGGAGACGUGCACCGUGUGACUGUACAGGGAAAUGCACCGCGUCGCCAUCGUAAACCAGCUUACAAUGAUGAUGGUACGAUUCCUGGUGAACAUGUGACGUACAUUCAUUUCCUCAGCGCUCGACAGAGAAUCUUACAAAAGGAGGUUGAAGAUGCUGUUUCGCAGUUUAGCUUACAACUAAACACAUGUGUGAAGGAAGCAGAAUUUUUGUGUCGGCGUGCGAUAAUGUGGAAGCAGGUACUGCUGCCGAAGACUGGACGGUCCGCUCAAUCGACAGCAGGCUUAAGCAGCAUUUUCCUUGGGUCCAACCCGAACAGAAGCCUUGAUCCAUGGCACCAGUUGCGCUCAGUGUCUCAUCAUGAGACGAUGGAACCGUCCAAAUUGAAAACGCUGAUAUCAAUAGUUAGUCAAUACUACAUGGAGAGUCGUGAGCCAAGGUUACGUGAACUGCUGGAAGGUUCGAAUUGUGCUCGGCUAUGUCGUUUUCUAUUUGCCCGCUACGGUCCAGAUCGAUGUCGCUUUUUCGAGUAUCCGAAUUCAGCAGAAAAGUGCUUGAUAUUAACGAAUCCGGACGUGGAUGCGAUGUUCCUGAUAGAAUGCGUCGGUGAGACCACUCCAACGCUCAGCGUGCUACUCAAAGAGGCGGAUCUCGUCGAAGACACACAAGACGAAUCGAAGCUGUUCCGGCAACAACGGUUGGAUACAGCUUUUGACGAUUUGGUGGCAUGUGUGACAGCAUUUCUGUGGACGGAUCUUUUGCAGAAACCUCCUGGAACUCACUAA
Molecule: messenger RNA, 1761 nt
Organism: Cooperia oncophora
Lineage: Eukaryota; Metazoa; Nematoda; Chromadorea; Rhabditida; Trichostrongylidae
Source: the annotation of a GenBank genome assembly